AUGUCUGGAACUGAAGAGACCGUUUUGUUGACCACCGCUGCAUUCGAUGCUCGCUUCCCCAACACCAACCAGACCAAGCACUGCUGGCAGAACUAUGUUGACUACUACAAGUGUAUUUCCGCUCGUGGUGAGGAAUUCGCUCCUUGCAAGCAGUUCUUCAAGGCUUACCAUGCCUUGUGCCCCAAUGAGUGGAUUUCCAAGUGGGACGAACAGAGAGAAGAAGGCACCAACCCCUCCAACUUCUCCGUUUAA
This is a messenger RNA of Phycomyces blakesleeanus NRRL 1555(-), 252 nucleotides long. Its product is annotated as cytochrome c oxidase subunit 6B COX6B. The transcript has 5 exons. Lineage: Eukaryota; Fungi; Mucoromycota; Mucoromycetes; Mucorales; Phycomycetaceae. Gene Ontology annotation, cellular component: respiratory chain complex IV; mitochondrion. The record is from RefSeq and is a predicted model, not a curated record. The coding region runs from base 1 to 252 and encodes 83 amino acids.